Eucalyptus grandis is the source of this 1260-nucleotide messenger RNA. RefSeq lists its product as uncharacterized. The coding region runs from base 88 to 1140 and encodes 350 amino acids. NCBI's taxonomy places the organism in Eukaryota, Viridiplantae, Streptophyta, Magnoliopsida, Myrtales, Myrtaceae. The record is from RefSeq and is a predicted model, not a curated record. The transcript has 6 exons.
GGCGACGGAUCAUCGUCUCCAAGUUCUCUCCGAUCUGAACUUCGUUCAUCCCACCCGUUACUCCGGCCUACAGAGACACGGCGGACGAUGGCGGGGCUGCUGGCGUGGGCGGCGGACGUCGUCGGCGGCGGAUCCAGCGACGGAGAAGACGAGCGGGACUCGGUCCCCGUCCUCUUCACCGAAGAGCAACGGCGGUACGUGCGCGAGCUGGAUCAGAAGGCGGCCGCCCUCGGCCGCGCGAUCCAAGAUCUGCGGGGGAGGAUCCCCCCGCAGGACAUCGCCCAGCGCCUCCCGCACCUCCACGCUCACUCGCUCGCCUCCAACGCCGCGCUCGCGCUCCAGCUGAACUCUCACUCCGCCACGCGCGAACAAACCCAAAUGAGGGAAGUGACGCUGCAAGAAGAAAAUGCUGCCUACGAAAAGGCUAUCUCGAACUGUGAGAACAAAGUCAAAGAGAAAUUGCAGGAAGCUGAUGCACUUCAAAGGAAAUUAGUGGAAAUGGAUGAGAAUGAAAGGAAUUUGAAGGAUGAACUGGAAAAUGCUCAAACAGCAAUUGAAGUUGACGAAUCUGAUCAUUGUUCAGAGAUAGAGGUUGAAUCUAAAUCCCAACAGGAUAUUCAACCUGGGUCGGAUGCGGAAACUUCUAAGUCUACUGUGCUAGAGAAAUUGGAGAACAAGAAGAAAGAGUUGAGUGCACUGGAGGAGAAAGUUAAAAAUGUAGAGAAGAGAUGGGCACUGAUUCAGGAAAAUGCACUCAAACAGCCUUCACCAGCUCAGAGAGAGAAGAUAUUGGACAAACAGCUGCACAGUUUGCUGGAGCAACUGGCAGCAAAGCAGGCCCAAGCAGAAGCCUUGGUCAGUGAAGUUCAUCAGAAAGAAAAGGAACUAGAGAGGUUGAAUGGGCUGUGGAAGACGCUGGAGAGUAAUUCUUCGGAGGUAAAUGCUACGAGAAACCGGUUUGGAAGAAGCAUGUUUGACAGAGGGUCUGCUUCUUCAGAUUACAUGGUUGACGUGCAACACAAACCCCUCUUUACCACUGGUCGAUGGGACAGCCUGCAGAGACCUGCUCUGCUUAGGUCGGGUUUCGUGCUUUAUAUUUUAGCUUUGCAGAUCCUAGUCUUCCUCAAGAUUUCUUUUUAAGAGAGUUUUCUGGUGUCCUGCCGAAUCAGGUCUAUGUAUACCCUUGUGGAUGCUCUUUGUAUGCUUUAUUCUUGUAUAUAAUAUGAAAUUUUCCUUACAAUGUUAUUUUAUUCUUCUUCA